Messenger RNA from Candida dubliniensis CD36, 1539 nucleotides. It is a transcript of the gene RAD57, whose product is annotated as putative DNA-dependent ATPase. NCBI's taxonomy places the organism in Eukaryota, Fungi, Ascomycota, Pichiomycetes, Serinales, Debaryomycetaceae. Gene Ontology annotation, molecular function: double-stranded DNA binding; DNA strand exchange activity; ATP binding. The transcript has a single exon. Bases 1 to 1539 code for a protein of 512 amino acids. Gene Ontology annotation, biological process: DNA recombinase assembly; DNA strand invasion; DNA repair. The record is from RefSeq and is a predicted model, not a curated record.
AUGGAUGAUUACAAACAACUAGGACCAGACAAGUUUUCAUGUUCGACAAAAUUUCCAUUUCUAACAACGCGUCUCCAACAACAUGGGAAGUCAAUAAACGAUUUACUUCAGUAUGACGAAGCUUCUGACCACGCACAACUAGCGCGUCUUGUUGAUAGACCAAUGAAAGAAAUAAAUGAUUACUAUAGAAACCUUAAAAAGGAUUUGCAAGUUGUUCCUACAUCAGUGAAUGUUUUGUUGGAUUCAGAGUUUAUCAGUACCGGUCUACCGAGUAUUGACCGUGAACUAGGAGGAGGUAUUCCCAUCGGAGAAAUAACAGAAAUAUUUGGUGCUAGUGGUUGUGGGAAAUCACAUUUUCUAUUCCAACUACUAUCCAAUUGUCGUAAGGAGUUCCCAACAAGCAAAAACAUAUACAUUUCAACCGAAUCAUUUUUAGAAACCAAGAGAUUAAAAGAUUUCAUAGGAACAACUUCAUCGAAUAUUGACACUGAUUUGGAUCUGAUAUCUUAUAUAUACUGUCAAGAUUUGGAAAGCCAGGAUCAUAUUCUAUUUACUCAAUUACCAUUGAAAUUGGAUUCAGAUAAAGAGAAGACAAAAUUAUUGGUCAUAGAUUCUAUUGCACAGCAUUUUAGAAGAGAAGAUUCUAUUAUGAACUCGACCUAUUUAAAAGAAAAAUUAGAAGCACAGGAAGAAGAAAUAGCAGAGGACAGAUUAUUUCAAGAAGUAAAAACGAAGCAAAUGAAUCAAUUGCGAAGAUUCAACAAGUCACAGAAAUAUGCUUCACGAACAGCAAAACUGUAUUACAUAUAUCAGUUGUAUCAGCACUUGUCUAGAUUGGCACAAGAUUUCAACAUUGCUAUUGUGAUAGUAAACCAGGUUAGUGAUUAUUCUUUUGAUUCAUCCGGGUCGUUCACUGAGGCAGAAGCGGGAGAACUCGAUUAUCCAUUGAAUUUGGAUUUCCAAACAGCUGUGUCAUCUGGUUGGGAUAGUAGGACCAUAUACAAUAGUAUUCCUAAUGCUAGCAUAACGUUGAAAGAUGAAGAGAUUGAGAAUUUGGAAAUGGAAUGGAUAAAGUCUUUUGAGGACAGAAACCCUAAUAAACGUCAAAAACUUUCUAAUACCAACUCCCCACAGAAACAGGAAUACCACCUGAAUCCUCGUGAAAGAAUAGAAAAACAGAAAUCGUUAAUUUCUAAAUCCCAUGAAAUGAGAAAUAGAGGCACAAAGAAGAUUGUCCCGACUUUGGGCUACACAUGGGCAACUAGGAUCAAAAACCGAAUCAUGCUAUCUAAGGUGUAUAAGCCAAUAUUGAGUUCAAAUAUGGAUGACGAUGAUAACGUAAAUGAAAAGCAAUCUUUGCAGACUGAAAACAUUCAUCAUAAAAGAUCUAGUGCUGAACUUGACAGAUUGUUUGUUUCUAUUGAUGGCUGGCAAGUUGAAAGAUAUGCAAAAGUAGUUACAUCUACACAUGGCUACAAUUCCAAUAGAUUCAAAAGGUAUCGAUUUAUAAUAAGCACACAAGGGUUAGCAGAAAUAUAA